AUGGCCGAUAGCGGAACCACUCGGUUCGAUACCUCGCCAGAAGACUUCGUCAUGGUGGAUGGAUCUCACGAUCUUCCCCUGCGGCCGCGCUCAACAAAUCCCGAGAAACAACACCUACGUGUCGAGCUUCAUCCGCUUCAAAAUGACGAUGCUUUCAUUGUCUCGGUUCGACCGCCCAAAGUUCCGGAAGAUGGCCUCAAGCGAGCCUCGUGUGACAUUGUGCUGGUGAUUGAUGUUUCUGGAAGCAUGAACGCGGCUGCACCACUCCCCGAUGUGGAAGAUUGUAAUGACAAGGAGGCCGCUGGUCUCAGUGUUCUUGACCUGACGAAACAUGCGGCCCGAACCAUACUCGAGACCCUCGGUGAAAAUGACCGACUUGGAAUUGUCACCUUCUCAGAUGAUGCCAAGGUCGUGCAAAAGCUCACCCGCAUGACUAAUGAAGAGAAGAAAGCAACGUGGCAGCGAGUGGACCAACUCCGCACGGAGUCCUGCACGAAUCUCUGGGCGGGUAUCCGAUCCGGCUUAAAUCUGUUCGAGGAAGCCCGUCUGAUCGGCAACGUGGCAGGCAUGUAUAUUUUGACGGACGGGAUGCCCAAUCACAUGUGUCCGCAACAAGGAUACGUCGCCAAACUCAGGCCCAUGCUCGUGGAGGCAGCGCACCCACGAGCUUCUCUCCCCACGAUUCAUACGUUUGGGUUCGGUUACCACAUCCGAUCGGAAUUGAUGCAGUCCAUCGCGGAGGUGGGUAACGGCAACUACUCCUUUAUCCCGGACGCUGGCAUGAUCGGGACGGUGUUCGUCCACGCGGUCGCCAAUUUGUAUACCACGAUGGGGACAUCGGCGAUCCUCGAACUGAGCGAUUCGAAGGGGACUACAAUGAAUCUCAGCGCAGGAAUGAUGUGCGCUAACGAGAGUGGAAAACGGCUCAGUCUGAAUUUGGGCAAUAUUCUAUUUGGUCAAUCUCGGGAUAUUCUUGUCAAGUGUCCAGGCAUGCCGCCCAAUGCCGUAAUUACGGCGAUUCUCAAAUACCGAUUGGCGAAUGGCGAAUCACAAGGCUCUCAGGGCCGCAUGGUGUAUUCGGAGAAAACAACGUGGAGCCCUGCCAUAGCUGAAUAUCACCAAUACCGUGCGGCGAUAUGUGAUUUCCUGUCAUCCCUCUUCCCCACGAAGGACAACGGUGAACACGCUGCGAUCUCCGACAAAGCCGCUGUGGAUCAGGCACGAACACGUCUGGAUGCUGUCAUCACGGCCAUCCAAUCCUCCCCCUGCAAGGACGCCGCGUAUGUGAAGUCACUCGCUGAAGACUUGGCCGGGGAAGAACCGGCAGGGCAAAUCUCCAAGGCAUUGCUUUGGUCCGAGAAGCAAAAUUAUUGGUUGAAAUGGGGUCGCCACUACCUCCCCAGCCUGCUUCAUGCUCAUCAACGUCAAAUGUGUAACACGUUUAAGGAUCCUGGGCCGUUGUUGUACGGCAAAGAGAGUCCUCUUUUCAUCAAAUGCCGAGACGAACUGGAUGCAGCAUUCGACAAUCUUCCAGCGCCCAAGCCCAGUCUUCCUCCCAAGGUGGUGACUACCUAUGGCUCAAAGGGAGAAGUGACUGGCACCCGAGUGAUUUCGCCGCCCCGAGUGCGGAUGAGCCGUUACAACUCAUCCAGCGCCCCGUGCUUUGGGGGAAAUUCCAAGAUCACCAUGGCUGACGGAUCUAGAAUCCCCAUCAAGGCGCUCAAGGCCGGUGUGUCGAUUUGGACUCCCGUGGGACCUCGCCCCGUGGUAGCAGUGGUGAAGACCCGGAUGAUGGGUCACACGGGGCAACUUUGUCGUGUCGGGAAGCUUUGGGUGACGCCGUGGCAUCCCAUUAAGCACCAAGGAUGUUGGGUUUUCCCGAGGCACAUUGCAGAAGACAUCGCGGACUUCGAAGGCCCCGUCUACUCCGUCAUGCUGGGGCCUUACCGACAUCCCGACGGGCACGCGAUUGAAAUUGGCGGACAGACUGCUGUGACUUUGGGCCAUGGAGUGAUCGGAGACCAAAACGAUGUUCGAAUGCAUGCAUUUUUCGGCAACUACUGGCGAGUAGUACAGAGUCUCAGUCAAUUGCCAGCGGACAGAAACGGACAUUUGAGAUGUGGGAGCCUGCAGAGAGAUCCACGGACUGGUCUUGCCAGUGGUUUCAUGAGGCCCAUGACUAAUAUCAAGAGCAUACCGAGGACAAUGAAGGCGGCAGUCAGAGUCCGAGUGAGACGUCAAUCUGGAAUUUGA
Messenger RNA from Rhinocladiella mackenziei CBS 650.93, 2253 nucleotides. RefSeq lists its product as uncharacterized. The record is from RefSeq and is a predicted model, not a curated record. The transcript is spliced from 2 exons. The coding region runs from base 1 to 2253 and encodes 750 amino acids. Lineage: Eukaryota; Fungi; Ascomycota; Eurotiomycetes; Chaetothyriales; Herpotrichiellaceae.